Messenger RNA from Ziziphus jujuba (common jujube), 498 nucleotides. Its product is annotated as glycine-rich protein 5. NCBI's taxonomy places the organism in Eukaryota, Viridiplantae, Streptophyta, Magnoliopsida, Rosales, Rhamnaceae. The coding region runs from base 1 to 498 and encodes 165 amino acids. The record is from RefSeq and is a predicted model, not a curated record. The transcript has 2 exons.
AUGAAGAAAUUAACCAUCAUAAUAUUCCUGGAGAUUUUCUUGGUGGUUUCCCUCUUUAUUACGACCGAAACAUCGGCAAACGGAAUUGGCUCCAACCUUGAAGAAAACCCAGAUCCAGGACUCUGUUUGGAUCCCGGUAACUGUUUGUCUCAUGCACGUAGGCUUCUAAAUCCCAACGCCGGGGUCAAGAUUAGUGCUGGUCGCGGCGGUGGUUCAAUUGGCGGUUCUCGCGGUGGCGGUUCAGUUGGUGGUACUCGAGGCGGUGGUUCAAUUGGAGGUUCUCAAGGCGGUUCCAAUGGAGGUUCUCGUUCUCGCGGCGACGCUACGCGCGGCGCUAUAAUUGGUGGGAUAGCCGGUGCUGGAGUCGGAAUGUAUCACGGUAGACAUUCUAGGGGACCUUCCAAAUCAAAUGGGGCUUCUUCGAUAAUCCCUAUGAAAUUCCAUGCAAUUUUUCCUUCUUCAAAAGAUUCUUUUUCUUCCCUUCCACGGCGUAAAUGA